UCCGAACUCUUCAAGUCACCAUCUCUUGCUAGCAAAAAACCGCCUUAACUUUCUAUUUCUUGAACCAUUUAAUUCUAACCUUGUUCAGCUACAGAAAUAGAAUUAAUUAGCCAUGUCUCUCACCGGUUUAAACCAAUUCCCAGUUCAUGAGACCGUAUCCCUGAAUUUAAAUAGCAUUCAGCUAACUGUUUUGAUUGUGGGGUUGGUUAAAUUCCUCUUGCUGCGCAUACUCCUUGACAGGAAGAGAAUUUCCUGCUUCGUUUCAAGAUUUCAGUCUCAAUUGCUCAGCAAUGAUGAUUAUCUAAAGACUCGUGCUGUUUCAACAAAGGAUGGAGAUUCACAGUCAUCGACUGCGUCCAAUCAAGAGAAGAGAGUUGAUGAUCAGAGUGUGUGCAGAGGAGAGGUGGAGAUGAUUUUAAGAAGCUUAGGAAUGCUUUGCGGUGAUGUUGAUCAAGCAGGAGCAAAGCUAAUUCCAGCGAGUUUGGAUGCCAAUGACCUCCUCAACAUGUUUGAAGAGAGAACUCCGAGCUUGGACGAAGUUAAAGAAGCUUUCGACGUGUUUGACAGUAACAGAGAUGGAUUUAUUGAUGCACAGGAGCUGCAGAAGGUUCUCUCUGCUCUGGGAUUGAAGGAAGGAUCAGAAAUGGAGAACUGCAGGAGAAUGAUUGGAGCUUUUGAUGAAAAUGGAGAUGGAAGGAUAGACUUGGACGAAUUUAUAAAAUUCAUGGAGAAUAGCUCUAGUUGAAUUACUCCUUUUUUGCAAGAGAAACUUGUUAUAAACCUUCAAGUUCAUCAUAUUCUUUAAUUUUAUACUCUACUAAUUGUUUGGAAUUUUUCCAUGACAUUCACAAUUUCAAGGAUAUGAUAUUUCCACUGCAUCCAGCUAAAA
Messenger RNA from Sesamum indicum (sesame), 889 nucleotides. RefSeq names its product Calcium-binding EF-hand family protein. Gene Ontology annotation, molecular function: calcium ion binding. Lineage: Eukaryota; Viridiplantae; Streptophyta; Magnoliopsida; Lamiales; Pedaliaceae. The record is from RefSeq and is a predicted model, not a curated record.